This is a messenger RNA of Sipha flava (yellow sugarcane aphid), 2047 nucleotides long. Its product is annotated as acetylcholine receptor subunit alpha-like. Gene Ontology annotation, cellular component: synapse; postsynaptic membrane; neuron projection. The transcript is spliced from 11 exons. Gene Ontology annotation, molecular function: acetylcholine-gated monoatomic cation-selective channel activity; transmembrane signaling receptor activity. The record is from RefSeq and is a predicted model, not a curated record. Gene Ontology annotation, biological process: monoatomic ion transmembrane transport; regulation of membrane potential; signal transduction. The coding region runs from base 1 to 1680 and encodes 559 amino acids. NCBI's taxonomy places the organism in Eukaryota, Metazoa, Arthropoda, Insecta, Hemiptera, Aphididae.
AUGAAGACGUUGGCCGGCGCCAUAAUAUUAUGCAUCAUGCUCGUCAUAAUUUCCGGAUGUUCGAUGAAUCCGGACGCAAAAAGGCUGUAUGAUGACCUUUUGUCUAACUACAACAAACUCGUAAGACCUGUGCUCAAUAAUACUGAUCCACUACCAGUUCAGAUUAAGCUCAAACUAUCACAACUCAUCGAUAUUAAUUUAAAGAAUCAAAUUAUGACGACGAACUUAUGGGUAGAACAGUAUUGGUAUGAUUAUAAACUAACGUGGAAUCCUAAAGAAUAUGGUGGUGUCGAAGGGUUACACGUACCUUCAGAACACGUUUGGAGACCAGACAUUGUUCUCUAUAACAAUGCUGAUGGGAAUUUUGAAGUAACGUUAGCUACCAAAGCUAUGCUUCAUUAUAGUGGUCGGGUUGAAUGGAAACCUCCAGCUAUUUACAAGUCUUCCUGUGAGAUAGACGUAGAAUUUUUCCCAUUUGACGAACAAACAUGUGUGAUGAAAUUCGGCUCGUGGACCUAUGACGGUUUCCAGGUAGAUUUAAGACACGCGAAUGAAGUCAUCGGUUCACGGGUUGUAGAUGUCGGUGUUGACUUAUCCGAAUUUUAUGCUUCUGUUGAAUGGGAUAUUUUAGAGGUUCCUGCAAUAAGAAAUGAGAAAUAUUAUACUUGCUGCGAAGAACCAUAUUUAGACAUAACAUUUAAUAUCACUAUGCGGAGAAAAACACUCUUCUAUACGGUGAAUUUGAUCAUACCUUGUAUGGGGAUAUCUUUUCUCACGAUACUCGUGUUCUACCUUCCAUCGGAUAGCAAUGAAAAAGUUAGUUUAAGUAUUUCAAUUCUCCUCUCGUUGACCGUGUUCUUCCUACUGCUAGCCGAGAUCAUUCCGCCCACGUCGUUAGUCGUUCCACUUUUGGGCAAGUUUGUAUUAUUCACGAUGAUACUCGACACGCUUAGCAUAUGUGUGACAGUUGUUGUGUUAAAUAUCCAUUUCCGAUCUCCCACUACACAUGUUAUGUCACCGUGGGUCCGCAGAGUAUUCAUCCACAUUUUACCGAGAAUGUUAAUCAUGAGGAGACCGCAUUAUCAAAUGGAAAGGAAGAGUUUGAUGGGAGCUUGUCAUCGAAUCAUGGUAAGAACGUGUAACGGGCUUGAACUUGGGGAUCAAGAGUCGGCCGAUCAGUUACUUCAAGGCACCGAUGUGUUUUCACCCAGGUGGUUUUAUUUACUAUGCUUUGUUCAUUUGUUUUCGUUAUCUAACGCCUUUAAUGGUUCGUUUAGGGAUUUAGAAAGUGGAAUUAUUGGCUGUUGCGAGAUACACGGCCCAAUAAUAGCAGUGCCCAGUCCGUCCGAACUGAAUCAAAAAGGUUCGAUUCCCAAGGGCAAAAAACAUUGGCAUGACUGUCCAGAACUUCACAAAGCUGUCGAAGGAGCUGCGUUUAUAGCAGAUUAUAUCAAGAAAGAAGAAGAGGAGAAGAAGAUUAAAGAAGAUUGGAAGUACGUCGCGAUGGUAUUGGACAGGCUAUUUUUGUGGAUAUUCACAUUAGCUGUGACUAUGGGCUCUGCGGGAAUUAUCCUGCAGGCUCCCACUUUGUACGACAAUCGGUUACCAAUCAAUGUUCGGCUGUCGGAAAUACUGUCACACACACCAACAGUAAAACAAAAUUAUAAUAACAUUAUGUAAAGAUGAUAAUUGCUCAACGUGGUCAACAUUAGACAGGCCGGUGAGGUCCGAUACAGACCGAUACGAGCGAACGGUAGAACACUACUACUGGUCUAUGUAUAGAUUAACUUAUAAAAUGCGUGACAAGGGACCAACAAUCGAGGACUGCUGGUCGUAAUAUGUAUAAUAGUGUCAAUUUUGAUAUUAGAUACUAUUUUUAUGUACUCGGAAAUAGUGACGCAAAUAGAUAGAUAUUUUUAGAUAAUUCGUUUACAAAUGAGAUAUUUACAAGCAGUUUAUUAAAAACAAUUGAUAGGAUAAGGAUAUUAAUGUGAGAGGAUGUUAAUUUUUUCAUUUCUGUAAAAAGCAAAAUAAUAUAAUAAUAAAA